Messenger RNA from Penicilliopsis zonata CBS 506.65, 688 nucleotides. RefSeq lists its product as hypothetical. The record is from RefSeq and is a predicted model, not a curated record. NCBI's taxonomy places the organism in Eukaryota, Fungi, Ascomycota, Eurotiomycetes, Eurotiales, Aspergillaceae. The coding region runs from base 184 to 501 and encodes 105 amino acids. The transcript has a single exon.
GCCAAUGGAAGAGGCGCAGCCACGAGAACGACCCGUGAUCGAAAGGAGCUGCUGGGCAGGAUUGGAUGCGACGGCCCCUCAUGAGCUCUGGAUGCUGCAUUACCUGCUUUUUUUUUUGUUUUGUUUUCUCCAUCCCCUCCCAAAUGAAUAUUGUAUCCGCCGACCAGAAUUGCCUGGGUGCUCAUGUCCGGAGCUGUCUCUUUUCUCUCAUUGCUGCACCUUGCAUGCUGUACAGUACCGGUCUCAGCUCCGUCUUCGAGCCAGGGGGCUGCUGGACAGCCCGAAUGCCUGUCCUAUAAUGCAAGGAGGAACGAAGGAAUUUUGAUAACGUCCAAAAAAGCUCCUCUUUUUCCUCUCAUCUUCUUUUUAAAAGUAUGCACUAAAAAAUGCCUUGAGCAGGGCAGUAGCGAAUCUUUAAAUUACCAAUCCAUGCCCAUCACAUUAUGUAGAGUAUGGCCUUGUCACAGCGACUUGCUGAUUAACAAUCAGGAAAUCAGCUAGAAACAGAUCGUCUGAUCACACUGGGAGAGUGAUUGAACAUCGUUCAAACCUGAAGACCUGGCUGCAAUCGCAAAAGACGAAGCACCUCAAAAGGGCCCUUUUAGUUGAACGUGAAUGUUACCAACCCCCUGUUGACUGACUUGCCCUCAGCUUCGAACACCGAGCAAAUGCUACCAUCAACUGCUCC